Cynoglossus semilaevis (tongue sole) is the source of this 2796-nucleotide messenger RNA. It is a transcript of the gene paox, whose product is annotated as polyamine oxidase. Gene Ontology annotation, biological process: spermidine catabolic process. Lineage: Eukaryota; Metazoa; Chordata; Actinopteri; Pleuronectiformes; Cynoglossidae. Gene Ontology annotation, molecular function: polyamine oxidase activity. The record is from RefSeq and is a predicted model, not a curated record.
AACUUUUAAUGUGCUCUCACCUUCUGACAGAUACAUGGGUAUUACCUGAAAAUUACACAUAAAUGUAAUGAAAAUGAGUCCCCCAAGAGUUAAACAUGGCCUCCUCAAGAUUAGCCACAUUCUGUGCAGCUGGAUUCCUGGGAAUGAGGCAGAAUACAUGGAGACACUUUCAGGACAGACCUAGGAAACGUUAGACUCAUCCUCAAAUUCACAGGCAAGGCUCCUUUUUCUCCACCUUGGGGUCUUCAUUAUAUUAUGUCUUAGUUUGAACUAAUGAAUAGACAGUGUAAAACUAAAAGGUCACCUUUUCCACAUUUCUCUUAAAUCUGUUUUGCAGUACAUAAGUAUUGUCUUAUAUGCAGUCUGUGCUGCAGUGCUCACUGCUGGCCAAACUAUGUAUUGCAUAGGUCCCACUUUCAAAAUAAAAUAUCCUGUUUAGUGACACGUGAUGUCUUAGUUACUCAGCAAUAGGAUGUUCCCCACAGGACCAGGAGAAUAUACAGGAGCCCCAGCCAAUGAAAGGAUUAGAGUCACAAAUAAACAAACAUUCAUGAGCGUUUGUGUAUUGUCCUCAAAACUGCUAAAUUAAAAAAAUUAAAUGUGAUAACGGCCUAACUCUAUGGUUUUUUCUCAGCCCCUGCAGUCGUAUUGUCUUAAAUUACUUUAAUGUUUAUUACGUUAUAUUGUCUGAAACCGGAAACCUUUCAAACGUGUUGACAGUGGCACCUCAUUUUUUUUCCGGAAGUCACUGUUAUGUAUUUGUUUAGCGGUGAUCACAUAUAAAAGGGGUCAGUGCGAUGAAGAGUGCGGUUGUGUCCACAAUGACUACAAGUAAUGCCAUAAAAAAGAUACUUAUAGUAGGAAGCGGGAUUGCAGGUAUAGCAGCGGCACACAGACUGAUUAAAGAUGGAUUUCGACAUGUUAAAAUCAUUGAAGCGACAGCGAGAAGCGGCGGUAGAAUCAAAACAGGACGAUUAGGUGAUAAUAUUGUAGAAAUGGGAGCAAACUGGAUCCAUGGGCCGUGUAAGGAGAACCCCGUCUUUUGCCUGUCAGAAAAUUACGGACUUCUGGAGCCAGAAGCUCUCCUGCCAGAAAACCAAACCAAGGACUUCAAAGGAUACGUGCCAGAGGUUUCAACAUUCUUUACCAGUUCAGGUCUGCAGCUGAAUCCUGACGACAUGUAUCCUGUUCUCGAGAUGUUCCUGCAGUUGCUUAACGAAUGCUCAGAGUUUAAUGAUAAAGGAGAGGAACCGAUGCCCAGUAUGGGAGAAUUCUUACGGUCAAAGGUGCAACAACACGCAGCAGAGAAAUGGAAAGAUGUGGCUCCCAGUACGCGAUCACGUCUACUGUGCUUCAUCAGCACCAUGUUUAAAACUGAGUGCUGCAUACAUGGGACUCACAGCAUGGAUGAGGUUGGACUGCAGGCUUGUGGUCUCUACAAAACUCUACCUGGACGUGACUGUACAUUUCCAGGUGGCUACGAAGGGCUAAUAAAGAACUUGUUGUCAGAGCUCCCCAGUGAUGUGGUGACGUACAAUCGGCCCGUGCGCUGUAUCCACUGGAGCAACUCGGAGAAGAGACCAAGUCCAGUGGUUGUUGAGUGUGAGAAUGGGGAGAAAAUCCAAGCCGAUCAUGUUAUUGUCACAGUGCCUUUGGGAUACCUGAAGCAGCACCAGUCCACUCUGUUCCAUCCUCCUCUGCCUUCACACAAGAGUCAGUCCAUCCAGAGAUUUGGCUUCGGAACCAACAAUAAAAUCUUUGUGGAGUUUGAUUCACCAUGGUGGGAUGCGGACUGUGAUGUCAUCUACCUUGUGUGGGAGGAUGAGGAAGCCUUGUUGGACCAGGUGCCGGACUUGAAGAGCUCCUGGAUCAAGAAGUUGAUGGGCUUCACUACGCUGAAGCCUGUUGAACGAUAUGGUUACACUCUCUGCGGGUGGAUCGCUGGACAUGAGUCUGAGUAUAUGGAGACACUGUCUGAACAGGAGGUGACACAAGCUGUCACACAGCUUCUUAGAAGGUUCACAGGAAACCCGAUUAUCACCCCAAGGAGAAUUCUCCGCUCUCAAUGGUUCCAUGACCCCUGGACUUGUGGUUCUUACUCUUUCCAGGGCUGCUCAAAGCAGGAUUUAGAAAAUUUACAGGAACCACUUCCUGUAAAAGGGUCACAGUCACAGCCUCUGCAGGUGCUUUUUGCUGGAGAAGCUACUCAUUCCUGCUACUUCUCCACCGUCCAUGGAGCUCUCCUCAGUGGGUGGAGGGAAGCAGAUCGUCUCAUCUCUCACUACAGCAUUGUUAGUCAACCACACCUGGGCAGUUCAAAACUCUAAUAAAAAGAAAGAAAGAAAGAAAAAGAAAAUGACUUAAAAAUCACACUUAAAAGGAUUUUUUAAAACACAGUAUUUUUAACACUGAAAUUAUUAUUAAAGUUCCAAUCUAAAAAUUGAUGUGUUGCCUUUCAUAUAUUUUCCUGCAAUUUGUAAUUAUAAUGUGUAAAGUAUUAUUGUCUUGUAAAGAGUAAAUGAUUUACUGUAAAUGUGGUGGACUGGAUUCCUGAGUUCUGAAGACAACCUGGAUAACUAACAAUCUUCACAAAAUAAUUUAAAAUGGCAUUGAAUGUGCCAAAGUCAAGAUUGAGAAAUUAUUAGAGAUUCAAAUGGAUUAAUAUGAAAUAAAACAAAAUGAAAGUUGAAAAACAAGCCCCACAAAUAUGUUGAAUAGAUGGCCUAAAUCAUUGAGCAAUUUGUUAAAUUUUCUUACUAUUAUGAGUUAUUAUAAGCAUCUUUGCAAUAAAAACAG